Ogataea angusta is the source of this 678-nucleotide messenger RNA. RefSeq lists its product as uncharacterized. The record is from RefSeq and is a predicted model, not a curated record. Lineage: Eukaryota; Fungi; Ascomycota; Pichiomycetes; Pichiales; Pichiaceae. Bases 1 to 678 code for a protein of 225 amino acids. The transcript has a single exon.
AUGGACAGAGGUGACAAAAAUCAUCCAGAACCAGAGCCACAGCAGAAGCGAGAUGAACACCAGCGGGUAGUCCUUGAGCAAGCGGCGGAGGCUUGCGGCGUCCCUAGUGCGCGAAAACACACGCCAUUCGCUGUUGAAGUUGCGUAUCUCGGUGGCCAGGUCGUCAAGCGUGUAGAACCGCGCACACUCGAGAAUCAGAAACAUAGAGCUCAGAGACAGAAUGAACAUGUGUCCGGACGGGUCGUGGCCGCCUGUCCACCGGCCCUUGAUGGCUCGGCACUGCGACGAGGUCAGCGAGCUGGAAUAAUAGAGAUCAAGGCUGGAGGAGUCCAUGAGUCUGAAUUUCUGCGGGUCGGUGGCCCGUGCCUGCGGAAUAUUAUCGCACGAGCCGCCAGUCAGAAUGAAGAUCUUGUCCAUGAUAGGCAGGCCAAAAAACCACUGCGAAUAGAAGAACCAGCAGAGAGUCACGCAUGCAAACUGUUUGAGGGAGCCAGCCAGCGAGUCCGCACUAAAAUAGCGCGACGUGCUGGGCACUCUGAGCAGCAGCAGAAUGUACACAGUAGACGUCCAGAGCCACCCCUUCUUGACGAAAAGGACGUUGAAGAUGUUUCUUUUCGAGGUGAAGUAGUUGUUCGUCGUUUCCCGGGGAGAAGCAAGCCAGACCAGUUGGCCGAGUAG